AAGCAAAAGUGACAGCAAUAAAUCUAAGAAGAUAUUUGUGGGUGGGAUUCCUCAUAAUUGCGGUGAAGCUGAACUCAGGGAUUAUUUCAACAGAUUUGGAGCGGUCACAGAGGUGGUAAUGAUCUAUGACGCAGAGAAACAGAGGCCUCGAGGUUGAAGUGAAGAAGGCGGAGCCACGGGACAGCAAAGCUCCCUCCCCCGGUCAGCUGGGAGCCAAUCAGUGGGGGCCCCGAGCCAUCUUAAGCACAGCCAAUGGCUGGGCAGCACAACCGGCUCCGAGCUGGCAGCAGAGCUACGGGCCUCAGGGUGUUUGGGUGUCUACAGGUCAACCUCUUGGUGGGUAUGGACCUCCUUUAACUGCUGGCCGUGGGGCACCCGCACAACCUCCUUCUCCAUUUAAUGCAUUUCUAGUUGCAGCACCUACAGCGGGAUUUGGGGCGCCUCAGGGAUACCCCCAGCAGGGCUUUAGCGCGCAACCUCAGUUUGGAUAUAGCUUUGGGACACCUCAAGGUGACCAGUUUGUAGCACAGGGAAUGCCUCCCCCUCCCGCCACGCCGGGCGCAGGCCCUUUAGGUUUUGCCCCGGCGACGACUCCCACUCAGGACCUGAGCAAAGCCGCCCCAGCACAGCCAGACUUCUCCUACAGCCAUUAUGGCUUGGGUAACUAUCCUCAGGACCCCUCUGCCUACGGACCAACGCGUCCUUCUCACACUUAUGUACAGGAAGAGCAGGGAUAUAGCGCAGGUUAUGGGCAGGACCUGAGUGCUUUUGGUCAUAGCUUUGCAGACCCCAGCCAGCAAACUGCCUCGUACGCCGCAGCCCCCUCCGCACCCUCGUCAGGAGCCCAGCCGGCUGCCAGCAGCUUCGGACGAGGACAGAACCACAAUGUACAGGGCUUCCACCCCUACCGGCGCUGAGCUGCUCUCCCACCCCCAAUGCAAUACACAUCGUCAGGGAUACAGACGUUUUGAGCACGAGAACUGGAUUCGGGAGCAAAUAAAAGGGGUUUUAUUGUGUGUAAAUUGUGAACGGGCUCUACUCCGAUAAUAGGAGACCACCGUACUCUUCUAUAUUUUGUAGUAGGACUGAACUACUGAAGUAUUUAGCAAUAGGAUUUAGGGAUUGUCUGGUCAAACAUCAGCACAGAACAGACGCACCAGACGUCAGCGACAGGGUCUCCCAAUUAUUCAGCUUUAAUUAUAUUAGUGGGGAAAUGUUUUUAUUUUCAAUUUUGUGAAUUUUGUUUACUCUAGGAGCCUUUUACCAUUUUAUUUAAGUUUGAAAUAGAUUACAAAUGUGUAUUAUACACCUAAACUGUGCAAUUUUUUAAAAGAAUUUUGUACUAAUAUAUGUGCGCUUUUCUUGUUUUUUAUUUUAUUUAAGGAUGUAGACUUCCCUCAGGUGGCUGUUGGUGCACUUUGCACUUAUGCAAAAAAAGAA
Sinocyclocheilus grahami is the source of this 1440-nucleotide messenger RNA. RefSeq names its product DAZ-associated protein 1-like. Lineage: Eukaryota; Metazoa; Chordata; Actinopteri; Cypriniformes; Cyprinidae. The transcript has 8 exons. Bases 126 to 917 code for a protein of 263 amino acids. The record is from RefSeq and is a predicted model, not a curated record.